AUGGCACGGAAAUGGCUGGAGGAGAGAAAGGAGAGAAAUGCGAUUUCAACUGGUUGGAAUGACGUCGAUGAUGAUCACAGUAUGGAGCGAUUCUUGAUUGGAAAGUUCGAAUUUGUCGUCGCUAAGCCCACACCAUCUUGGCUCGGAUCAUACUUUGCAAAGAGAAUUAACCUUACAAAAAAGAUGCGGAAUGAUGUCAAACUCCUCGAGCUGUCGCCGAUAGAUGCUCAUUAUCUACGUUACCGCCCAUCUGAUGCUGAUCAGAAUCACAGAAUCAACAAUUCGACCAAGUGGAUGCUAAUGAUGGAUCCAAGGAAUCGAGACGAGGCUCACACUAAGCAGAAAUAUUAA
This is a messenger RNA of Caenorhabditis elegans, 351 nucleotides long. It is a transcript of the gene T07F10.5, whose product is annotated as BRCT domain-containing protein. The record is from RefSeq and is marked reviewed. The transcript is spliced from 3 exons. Bases 1 to 351 code for a protein of 116 amino acids. Lineage: Eukaryota; Metazoa; Nematoda; Chromadorea; Rhabditida; Rhabditidae.